AUGGCGCCAGCAGACUCAGCACGGAUACAGGAGGCAAAGAAGCUCGUCAAGACGAAUCCACGAGAGGCCGAAGCGCAGUACAAGGAGAUCAUCUCGAAGCCUCCCUCCGUAACCUCAGACGCUGCGGUACGAGAAUAUGAGACUGCGCUGGUCAGUUUAGGGGAGCUAUAUCGGGAUCAAAAGAAGCCGGAUGAACUGGUAGAUCUGAUUACGAAGAGUCGGACAGUGUUGUCUUCGUUCGCAAAGGCAAAGACAGCAAAGCUUGUUCGACAGCUCCUCGAUCUCUUCAAUGGCAUCCCCGACUCCACCGAGACCCAGAUUACUGUUACCAAGUCCUGCAUCGAAUGGGCUACCUCCGAACGACGAGGCUUUCUCCGCCAGAACCUUGAAACCCGCCUCGUCGCCCUUUACAUGAACAAAGCCUCCUACUACGACGCCCUAACCCUCAUCAACGGCCUGCUCAAAGAACUCAAGCGCCUCGACGACAAGCUCGUCCUAGUCGAAGUUCAGCUUCUCGAAUCGCGAGUCUAUCAUGCCCUCGGAAACGUAGCCAAAGGCCGCGCAGCCCUCACCAGCGCCAGGACAUCCGCCGCCUCAGUUUAUACGCCUCCUCUUUUACAAGCAGGUCUGGAUAUGCAAUCCGGCAAGCUACACGCCGAGGACAAGGACUUCAACACCGCAUUCUCAUACUUCAUCGAAGCGCUUGACGGCUACCACACUCAAGACGAGCCCGAGAAAGCCACUGCCGCGCUCCAAUACAUGCUGUUGUGCAAAAUUAUGCUGAACCUAGCCGACGAUGUAAACCAGCUGAUGACCAGUAAGCAGGCCGUCAAGUACGCAGGCAAGAAUCUAGAAGCCAUGAAGGCCGUGGCGCGCGCGCACUCGAACCGAUCGCUCGAGGAGUACGAGAAGGCCCUCGGCGACUACAGACACGAGCUCGGCAGCGACGCCUUCAUCCGCAACCACCUCCGCCGCCUGUACGAUGCCAUGCUCGAGCAGAAUCUCAUCAAAGUGAUCGAGCCCUUCUCCCGCGUGGAGAUUGACCACAUUGCGAAGAUGGUAGGACUGGAUACGCAGCAGGUGGAGCGCAAGCUGAGCCAGAUGAUCCUUGACAAGGUGAUCAUUGGCGUUCUGGACCAGGGAGCCGGGUGUCUAAUUAUUUUCGAUGAGACGGAGAGAGACGAAGGGUACGAUAGUGCGCUGGCGACGAUUGAGAAGCUGAGUAGUGUGGUGGAUGUGCUGUAUACCAACCAGGCGUCUAUGCUCGAGUAA
This is a messenger RNA of Drepanopeziza brunnea f. sp. 'multigermtubi' MB_m1, 1272 nucleotides long. RefSeq lists its product as uncharacterized. Gene Ontology annotation, biological process: ubiquitin-dependent protein catabolic process. Gene Ontology annotation, cellular component: proteasome regulatory particle, lid subcomplex. NCBI's taxonomy places the organism in Eukaryota, Fungi, Ascomycota, Leotiomycetes, Helotiales, Drepanopezizaceae. The record is from RefSeq and is a predicted model, not a curated record. Gene Ontology annotation, molecular function: structural molecule activity.